CACGGCACGGGUUCUAGGAGCUGGGCUGCAGCCUCCGGAAGCUCGUGAGGGGUUUGGGGGAGGAGUGGGUGCAGAAGAUGGCCAAAAAGAGAAAGCCCCCCAGCAUCAAGGGUGAUUCAACAUUUGAUUCAGAUUUCAAAGGACCUGUUGCCAACAGGGGUUGUACAGAUGUUCUGUGCUGCAUAAUUUUCAUAUUGUUCAUUACUGGCUACAUUGUUUUAGGACUUAUAGCCUGGGUACAUGGCGACCCCAGAAGAGUGGCUUAUCCUACAGACAGCAAGGGCCACUUUUGUGGCCAGAAAGGCACCCCCAAUGAGAACAAGAGCAUUUUGUUUUAUUUUAACAUUUUCAGCUGUACCAGUCCUUCCGUUUUAAUAAACCUACAUUGCCCUACUACACAGAUCUGUGUCUCCAAGUGCCCAGAAAAAUUUUUAACUUAUAUGGAAAUGCAAUUUCCAUUCAAAAUAAACAAACACUCUUGGACAUAUUAUAGCCAGUUCUGCAAGUCCCCUAUUACUCAGCCUGCAAAGUCUCUCUCACAAAUAAUAAUGGAUGAUGAUUGUCCAACAGCGAUUUUUCCAAGCAAACCUUUUCUCCAGAGAUGUUUCCCUGACUUCUCUACUAAAAAUGGCAUUUUAACAGUAGGAAAUAAGACAACAUUCGAGGAUGGGAAGGGAAGGACAAGAAAUGCUAUGGAACUCAGGGCAGCUGCAAAUAAUAUGAAUAAAAUCCUUGAUGCGAAGGCAAUUGGAAUGAGAGUGUUUGAAGACUAUGCAACAACUUGGUAUUGGAUUCUCAUCGGACUGACAGUCUCCAUGCUUCUCAGUUGCAUGUUUCUACUACUCCUGAGGUUCACAGCUGGGUUGCUCUUCUGGGUCUUUGUCCUGGGUGUGAUUGGAAUUAUAGGUUAUGGAAUAUGGCACUGUUACCAGGAGUACAGCUAUCUUCAGGAACACCCAAAUUCUCAUUUAACUAUAUAUGACAUCGGGAUUCAGACCAACAUAAGCAUGUACUUUCAACUGAAACAAACAUGGUUCGCAUUUAUGAUAAUGCUCUGCAUCCUUGAAGUGCUUGUCAUCCUCAUGCUGAUUUUCCUUAGGAACCGAAUCCGCAUCUCCAUUGCCCUGCUGAAGGAAGGGAGCAAAGCCAUUGGAUAUGUUCCCACUACAUUACUUUAUCCAGUUUUAACUUUCUUUUUCCUCUCGAUCUGUAUUUGCUAUUGGGCUGUGACAGCAGUUUACUUGGCUACAUCGGGGGCACCCGUAUACAAAAUUGUAACCCCAGGUGGACAUUGCAAACAUGAAAAUAGAACCUGUAACCCAGAGAUUUUUAACACGACUGAAAUUUCCAAAGUUUGCCCUGGUGCUCAGUGCAACUUUGCUUUCUAUGGUGGAAACAGCCUGUACCAUCAACACCUCACUACCUUCCAGAUAUUCAAUCUCUUUGUCUUUCUCUGGCUUAUAAACUUUGUCAUUGCAUUGGGCCAGUGUGCCCUUGCUGGUGCCUUUGCUUCUUAUUACUGGGCCUUGAAAAAACCCGAUGACAUCCCACCAUACCCACUUUUUACUGCAUUUGGGCGAGCCAUACGAUAUCACACAGGAUCCCUGGCAUUUGGAUCUUUGAUUCUUGCAUUAAUUCAAAUGUUUAGAAUAACCCUAGAAUACUUGGACAAACGUCUUAAAGAUACCCAGAAUAACAUUUCUAAAUUUCUGCAACACUGUCUGAAAUGCUGUUUCUGGUGUUUGGAAAAAGUGGUAAAGUUUUUGAACAGAAAUGCCUAUGUUAUGAUUGCAAUAUACGGCAAAAACUUCUGCAGAUCAGCAAGAGAUGCUUUCAAUCUGCUGAUACGAAAUGUUUUAGAAGUUGCAGUUAUGGAUAAAGUUACAGACUUUGUACUAGUCCUGGGGAAACUUCUAGUUGCUGGGUGUAUAGGUGUCCUGGCCUUUUUACUCUUCACACAGAAAAUCUCAAUCAUUAAGGAAGGACCAACAUCUUUAAAUUACUACUGGGUACCUUUGCUGACAGUCAUUAUUGGAUCUUACCUAGUUGCACAUGGGUUCUUCAGCGUCUAUGCAAUGUGUAUUGAUACAAUUUUCAUCUGCUUCUUGGAAGAUUUAGAAAGAAACGAUGGUUCUUCUGAAAGACCCUAUUACAUGAAUCACUCUCUGAUGAAGACUUUGAAAGCGCAAAGUACACGAACUAAGAAGCAGUAG
Pteronotus mesoamericanus is the source of this 2213-nucleotide messenger RNA. RefSeq names its product solute carrier family 44 member 5 (gene SLC44A5). Bases 78 to 2213 code for a protein of 711 amino acids. Gene Ontology annotation, molecular function: transmembrane transporter activity. Gene Ontology annotation, biological process: transmembrane transport. The record is from RefSeq and is a predicted model, not a curated record. Lineage: Eukaryota; Metazoa; Chordata; Mammalia; Chiroptera; Mormoopidae. The transcript is spliced from 22 exons.